UAGACUUCUAUGUGGCGACAGCCACAGUGAUAAAUUAACGAUCGAAAGUACCAAAUUACAGUGUUUUUCACUCUUUUUCAUUAUGGACCAGUGUACUGCGUAUUAUUAAAUCUCGCUUGCAAAGUAGGCAAGUUUUGAAUAGAACAGAAUAGAGCAGAAUCGUUUUCAGUCGGCGAUUAUUACAAAAACUCUGCGAAGCUACCUGCUGGAAGAACUAGGCCCUUCGCACGAGAAUCGAACGUAGUCGUGCGUUCAAUCGCCAAAUCGGAAUAGCAUUCAUAGAGACGAAUAUGGCUCUGAGAAUGAAGAUAGCAAAACGAAUGCACCCGUGCAAAACAUGCAGUUUUGAAAAAAGCAUCGGGAAAAAGUAUCUCAGUGAUUGCAAGGUCGUCAAACGUGUCAGCGAUGAAGUGCAAGCCCAACCUGUUGCGAUCGUCAAAGCAGAGCCGCUGUUGGUGCAAAAAGAAACGUCGUUCAAUGUCGACGCGCUGCCAAUUGGCGUGCAGACGAGAACCGGACAACUCGAUCCGAUCGAGAAACUCGAGCGCCUUGGUGGCGGACCGAAGCGCAGACGCCUCGUGAAAGCCGAAAAAGUUGACGUCGACGGCGCAGCCAGUGACGUUGUAAAAUCUUUAACGUCGUGCAUGGACACUGUAAAACUGCUCGUCGCCAAUUUACCUCGUGAUAUUACUCAGCCAGAUCUAUUUCGUCUCUUCGGCCAUUACAGUUCGUUUCAAUGCACUUACGUAAUUCAUGGCGAGGCUUCGGACGAAUCGCUGCAUAAGGCUGUACUCAUAUUCAACCAUGAAGCUGACGCUAAGCAGGCGAUGGAGCAUUUUAACGGCCUAUUGCUCGACGGCUGUGACGUGGCUCUGAAGGUAGAAUUAAUCAGCUUGACGCGCAGAUAUAGGCCUCAUUAUCGUCCAAGGAGAGAAUGGCGUGACGGUUAAGUGGCAUCGGUGGCAGCCCAGGAUUUACGGUCUUUGGAGAAGUCGACGUCACGUUGAGAUCUUCCUAUCUGCCAGAUUUUGGGCUUCACCUCACGACCCUAUGCUAGCAAAACUCACAGCUUUACUUCCAAUGUAGAAUUAGCGAGGUGAAAUAAAAUCCAUGACCGGCGAAAGACAAAGCAGAGUAAUGUUAGCCAUCCGUCGGCGUGGCACGCAAGUCUUGUUCGCGCAGAUUCUCGGCACUGCGUGAAAAGCCCUCGAGCUACCUUCGGCAUCCUUGUCUCUUUAGCUCGACGCGGGGGGGCGGGAGAAAGUUUCUCUCCAGUGCCUGUCAGUAAACGCGACGGUGGCGACACUCGAGGUGGAGAUCGACGAACGAGAUAAAAGGAUGUGGAGCAGCAUCCUUAUGGACUGGUGUCCGUAUUUCCAUGCGGAUCGCACCCGCGGCUUCGUCCAUACCUUGUUGCCA
Molecule: messenger RNA, 1419 nt
Organism: Phymastichus coffea
Lineage: Eukaryota; Metazoa; Arthropoda; Insecta; Hymenoptera; Eulophidae
Exons: 7
Coding region: 291-950 (219 amino acids)
Molecular function (GO): RNA binding
Source: RefSeq, a predicted model, not a curated record